Molecule: messenger RNA, 801 nt
Organism: Canariomyces notabilis
Lineage: Eukaryota; Fungi; Ascomycota; Sordariomycetes; Sordariales; Chaetomiaceae
Exons: 4
Coding region: 218-682 (154 amino acids)
Source: RefSeq, a predicted model, not a curated record
CAACUUCGGUCGAUGACUGUCGAAUUGCCCAAAGGGGACACGUCGUCAGUUCGACACAGUGAAGGACCUACCGGGCUACUCGAGUGUUGGGCCACGGAACGCGUUCAGCACCAUCGCUCUGGUACAAUAAGUACCUACCUACAGUACGUGCUCAGCGUGGCAUUUAGGACCAGCCAGUGCGCAGUAUUUCUGGGGUAGGGUCCAUGUCGACGGAGAAAUGCCGGCUUUGGCCUCGGCACACAGAGAUGGUGUGAUGCUGGCUCUCUUUCGACUCACUCGCCAUUGCCUUCCCAAGAGCUACUCCCGGCCUCUCGUCCCUGCAGGGAAGACCAUUGAGCCGGCCACAACUUGCCCCAGCUGUUGGAGCCUUUGUCGAGUCUGUUCAGCUUCGUACCUCGGCCAUCCAGAAGCCUCACUUGGGAGACAAGGGAAUGCACAUUGGAAUUUGAUUUUACCCGUGCUGAUGCGACGCCGGAGUGUAGGAUGGAGGAGGGACCCUUCGGAUGUUGAUGCAGUGCUUAUUGCCGCGGUACGAGUCUCCGAUGGCGUUAGUCUGGUCGCAAAGCCGCACCAUUCGUCACCUUCCUGGCGUGCAGUUAGUGGCAUGGGCUCGGGACAUUGCUUAAGUUAUUUCGUUGAACCUGUCUUCGGGACUGGCAUCCGGCCAUUACUUUAUGUGUAACCUGGACCAGGAGGUGUAGGUGAGCUCCUUCGAGCCAGCCAAGACUAACUUCAAGGAGUUCGCCUCUUGGAAUCAACCUAGCCACCAAGGCGGCGAUAAAACCUGAGGUCGGAAUACGC